GCGUGCCUGCCAGUUGUGGUGUGUAAGCCAAGCUUUUACACACACACACACAUACAUACAUAGAUACGUACAAAGAUCCCCAGGCUCUCACACACAACAGUGCAUCUCAGAUUUUUCCCUGGCGCUGCUGCAAGCAGAGUAGCACGCUUCACCGCCUAGCACAAGUUAUCUUCAACCCGGGACCGGCACUUUAAAACUUGCACCGAUCGUGUUUUUUUUGCUCCUGUUCGGAUUAAAAAAAUAUUUUCUGUCUUUUUCUUUUCUGCGGGUCUUGGACACUUAGAGAUACAAAACAGAUUACAGCACGAACACGAACGCGAACGCUCUAAUAAGGAUUGUGGUUCCACCAGAUGAUCUUGAAAGGCGACUAAAAAUUUGGGACCUCAAGUACUGAUUUUCCUGAAUGGAUUUAUAGCUGUUUCUUUGGUUACUUUUUUCAUUUAUUUAAUGGAAGUGACGGAAAGAAAUUUGUUGUAAUAGUCGUUCUUCAAAGCAGUCAGCGAGUCAGUAAUCCUAUCGGUUUUUAAGACACUUUCGAGUGCAACUGGACUGACAGAAGAAGAGAACCUCAAAAAUUCUCAUCCAAACUGGUCCCUGUGUGGAGCAUCACUCUGGCUGGAAAGGGUGUGCGUCCAUUGGGAGGAGCAAGUAGUGGCCACAAGCUUAAAGCAUGAGUCCAGAGGAUGCCUAAGGCUGGACAGGGCUCUAGCAGUCGGCUUCUGUCUUUCAUUGCAUCCAGAGGAAUGAUUACCUUGUGGUAUACCAUCUGUUUCUCCUUAGUGACUGUGAACAGCAUACCUGCAGCCCGACUACCUGCAGCCCAGCCUUUCGAAAGAACAAGCAGCAGAACAGAUUCUCCUUCAAGCGAUGCAGCAAUCGAGAAGAUAGACCUAGGAAGUGGUGACAAUCUUGAUCUGUCCUGCAGCUCGCAGGGUUCUCUUCUACCUGUUGUCUGGUACAAGGAUGGUGUUGGUGUAAUACCAAGCAACAGAACACAAAUAGGACAGAGGCAUCUAAAAAUUAUCAACGUCUCCUUUGAAGACUCUGGUCUAUACAGCUGCAGACUGACUCUGAGCAAUGAGAUCUUGAAGAAUUUCACAGUCAAAGUGGCAGAUUCAUUAUCUUCAGGUGAUGAUGAGGAUGAUGAUGAUGAUGAAGAAUCAGAAGAUGCAGAAGCACCCCACUGGACACGCCCAGAACGAAUGGAGAAGAGGUUGCAUGCUGUGCCUGCUGCUAGCACAGUCCGUUUUCGUUGCCAGGCUGCCGGGAAUCCAAAUCCUACUAUUCAGUGGCUAAAAAAUGGCAAGGAAUUCCGAGGGGAGCAUCGACUUGGAGGCAUCAAGCUGAGGCAUCAACAGUGGAGCCUAGUAAUGGAGAGUGUGGUCCCAUCAGACCGAGGCAACUAUACUUGUGUUGUGGAGAACAAGUAUGGCCAAAUCAGUCACACAUAUCAACUGGAUGUCUUGGAGAGGUCACCUCACAGGCCUAUCCUCUAUGCAGGGCUACCUGCAAACCAGACAGUCGUUUUGGGUAGCAAUGUGGAAUUUCACUGCAAAGUGUACAGUGAUGCCCAGCCACACAUUCAGUGGCUUAAACACAUUGAAGUCAACGGUAGCAAGACUGGUCCUGAUGGAGCCCCCUAUGUCACUGUCCUCAAGUCCUGGAUAAGUAAAAAUGCCGAAGCUGAUGCUAAACUAACUCUGUACAAUGUAACAGAGCAAGAUGGGGGAGAAUAUCUCUGUAGAGCCUCCAAUUUCAUAGGCUCGGCUGAAAAGCCCUUCUGGCUUCAAAUUCACAACCCUAAACCAGCGGAAGAGGUUGUGAAGGAGGACGUCUCAGGCUCGCUUUACGCCGAAAUUCUAAUUUAUGUUACGGGUUGUGUGCUUUUCAUCUUCACCAUUGUGAUUGUCAUCCUUUGCCGAAUGAAGAUGUCAACCAAGAAAACUCUCAACACCCCUCCAGUCCAAAAGCUCUCCAAGUUCCCACUCAAGAGACAGCAGGUGUCUUUGGAAUCCAAUUCAUCAAUGAACUCUAACACCCCACUGGUCAGAAUUGCUCGCCUUUCAUCCAGUGAUGGGCCAGUGUUGGCAAAUGUGUCUGAAUUGGAGUUGCCAGCGGAUCCCAAGUGGGAAUUUCCACGCACAAGAUUGACUCUGGGAAAGCCUCUAGGGGAAGGCUGCUUUGGCCAGGUAGUCAUGGCAGAAGCAAUUGGAAUUGACAAAGAUAAACCAAAUAAGCCCAUGACGGUUGCUGUGAAGAUGCUGAAAGAUGAUGCAACAGAUAAAGAUCUUUCGGAUCUGGUUUCUGAAAUGGAAAUGAUGAAAAUGAUAGGAAAGCACAAGAACAUCAUUAAUCUGUUGGGUGCUUGCACUCAAGAUGGUCCUCUGUAUGUCUUGGUGGAAUAUGCAUCCAAAGGCAACUUACGGGAAUAUUUAAGAGCACGUCGGCCACCUGGGAUGGACUAUUCUUUUGAUACAUGCAAAAUACCAGAUGAGCAGCUCACAUUCAAAGACUUGGUAUCUUGUGCUUACCAGGUGGCUAGAGGAAUGGAGUAUCUUGCAUCCCAAAAGUGUAUUCAUAGAGACCUGGCAGCUAGAAAUGUUCUCGUCACAGAAGAUAAUGUCAUGAAGAUUGCAGAUUUUGGCCUAGCAAGGGAUGUCCACAAUAUUGACUACUACAAAAAAACAACUAAUGGUCGGCUGCCUGUGAAAUGGAUGGCCCCAGAAGCCCUAUUUGACCGGGUUUAUACUCACCAAAGUGAUGUCUGGUCCUAUGGUGUCUUAUUGUGGGAGAUCUUCACCCUGGGGGGCUCCCCAUACCCCGGAAUCCCAGUUGAAGAGUUAUUUAAGCUUUUGAAAGAAGGCCAUCGGAUGGACAAGCCUGCAAACUGCACCCAUGAAUUAUACAUGAUAAUGAGAGAGUGCUGGCAUGCAGUUCCUUCUCAAAGGCCAACCUUCAAGCAGCUAGUAGAAGACCAUGACCGUGUGCUGUCCAUGACUUCAACUGAUGAGUAUCUUGAUUUGUCAGUGCCAUUUGAGCAGUAUUCACCAACGGGUCAGGACACAAACAGUACUUGUUCUUCAGGAGAUGACUCUGUGUUUGCUCAUGACCCUUUGCCAGAUGAACCUUGUCUUCCAAAACAUCUUCAUUGCAAUGGUGUCCUUCGGACAUGAACAACUGGACCUUUCAACAGAGUAAAAAAUUCCAAAAUUUGGGCCUGGAGCCCUAAAUGAAUAUAAACAAAUGAGAAAAGUAGUCAAAGGAAGAAAAAUAUGAGCCUUACAUUUUUCUUAAAUACUGUAUAAGUCAGGAAGCACUGUUCAAGUUAAAUUGAUCAUUUUAUCUUUUUCCAUGAUAUAUUUUUUUUCAAAAAUUGAGGGCUUUUGUUACUUUUCUAAGUAAUACUUACAGAGAACAUGGCUUUUUCUGAUGGAAUUGCCAUGUGAAGCAACAGUAUUAGAGCAACGCCAACAUCGUGCCUGCAGAAAUGCAGAAAAUGGCAGAGGCAAUAUGAGACAACAAUAAAAAGCAAGUGAAAUUCUGUAAAGAAUGUGGAGCCACAGAAGACCUUCAUCAAAAGAAGUAACUAGCUUCAUUGGGAAAAGACGUCUGCAUUGGGAUUUCAAGUGUAGAUGACAAACAGCAAUAGUCCCAGGAUGAAUGGUCUAUGUUCCUUUGGGAAAAGAAGCAGAAAAAAGGUGGUGUAGACUGCAUCUUAAGCUAUUGUGCUCCCAUAGCAUCAGAUUUGCAAUUGACUUCUUGUUGAGAAUCUGUAUCAGAAGAAUGUCAAAACACAUCUACAAUAUUGCUUAAAAGAGCAAAUAAAUAAUCCUUUUGGUCCUGAAGAGCGUAAAAUGUCCAGACAGCAAAAACACGUAAUGGAGUGUUGUGUCUGUGAAGGACUGUACUGACCUGUGGAAACAUGGGUUUAAAAUCACGCAUGGGUAGAAAUGUCAUGUCUUGGCAUUCACAUGCUUUCACUUUCUGAUGCACUUCCAUGAAUAUUCCACGAAUAUUCCAUGUUUUAUGAGAAAAAAAAGUAUAUAUAUAUAUGUAUGUAUUUCUUAGACAAACACACCUGAUGAUUCAAGGGUACGGAAUACCUUAAUCUAAAUAUUUGAAAGAAACUCUUGUUUUGGGCCCCGGAAAUUCAUUUCUAAAUAAAAUUAAUAAUAAAAAACAAUACAUAGAAACACACACUGCUAUACAGUGAUGUAAGUAUUUUCUUUUACAUAUUUUACUCUACCUGGGAUGCUAGUUCAUUAUACCAUAAAGGUAUACAAAUCAUCCAUCUCAAAAAUCCAAUUUAGAGACACUAACUGACCAAAAAGUACAUCUUUCAAAUGUAAAGUAAAAUCGGUGUGUCUACAGAAAUUCAGUGCCAACACAGCGAGAUAAAAACCUGGGAUUUAAUCACUGUCUUACAGUAAUAUUACUCUCUCCAGUAUCAUGCUAUCUGCAUUCAUGUCUUGGAAUUGGCUGGUCUAUAAAAGGAAAUUUCAGUAUCCAAACUGAAUUAAAGGCAUCAUUAAUUCUUAAAUAAUUCUAAAUUUUAAUAAAAGUAUUUCAAAUAAUAAGUUAAUUAUGCACAACUAGUCAACAGUGUGAACUGUAGUUUAGCAACAACUAUGACAUAUUUACAAUUCUGUGCAGAUGAUGAAUUAAGUUUUAAAAUUAUGCAAUAACUACACAUGCAGAAAACUCUGUUUAUGUAGGACAUAUUUGGAAGGCAGAACAAUGGUCACAACCACAUCCAAUGUCUAAACUAAACAAUCUCAUCAAAAAUGCUCCCUACCAAUCACAUUUGAAUACUAGUAUGCCCAAAGCUAUAGACAGCAACCUAUCUGUCUUUAGAGUACCACUUUUUUGCUUUAACCAAUACUUGAAGUCAUUCCAGCAAAUAUUUUUUGUAUGACACUCUUAUCUAAAAUGUUCCCAUGAUGGUUGUUCUCCCCAUUGGCUUCUCCUAUUACUUUAGUCCUGUAUAGUCCUUUGAAAAUAUUUAUACUAUAUACUUCAAGUGUUUUUGAGGCUUAAUUUUUAACAAACUAAGAUAACAAAAUACUGUAUCACCUAACUGGCAUAACCAGUGCAACAAGACACACUGAAACUGGUACAUGUGAAACCUUUUUACUCUUCGCUGUUCCUCUACAGCCUCCGGCCAUUAAUUACUACAUAUCAUUUUGAAGAAUUUAAUUUGUGUUUAAGUUGGACUUGCAUGACAUUACUGUUGGCAUAUUGUGAUAUAAGUAGCCAACAAUGUUAAGUGCCAUCCCAGGAAGAGCUGCUUUUAUAUGUUCUCUUCUGUAAUCCAUUUUAAAUUUAAACUUGUUUCAUGUUUUAAGAAGAUAUUCAGUAUCAAACUGUCUUCUGCUAACUUUUACACUUAAUAUGAUUUAAAUGCCGGUGCUCUGAUGCUGCUGCCUUUUAAUUUAUAUCGGAAAGGUUUAUAUUGUAAAUAUAUGAUAAAUAUAUAUAUAUAUAUAUAUAUGUACACACAUGAAAAUUUGUAUGAUAUGCAGGAAAUCAUCAUAUGCGCAGAAUAUUGCCUUUUUUGGUUAAAAAACAUUGCAAUCUAGGAUAUAUUGAUGUAGUUAUAGGCCAUCUUUGAAAUAUACAAAAAAGGAUUUCUAUUUGAUUAAUUAACAUGUAUAUUUGUAUAGUUAUUUAUAGACUUGUUAACAUAAGUGUUUAUAAAGUUUAGCAUUUAAUGUUGUUACACUUAACAAUUUAAUUGAGAAACAUUUUUAACUUAUUAACAUUUUUUGCUGUUAUUUUGUCAAACCCCUUGAAUAUUGUUUACAGGUAAAAGAAUGUAAAUGUACCCAUUGUGUUUCGUUUUAUCCUGGAUUGCAGUGAAUAGUCAUCUUUUUUUUUGUUGUUGUUGUUUUUUGGUUUCUGCAAUGCAACAUCAGUGGUUAAAUCUGUUACCUAAAAAAAAAGAAAAACCCUCAUAUAUUCAACCUUAAUACCAAGGGUGUUAAAAUAUUAACAAGCACUAUUAAUGGUCAGUAAAUUUAAAUGAUCAGGCUUACAGUUUAACCACUGCCCUACAGUGUUUCUCUUGUAAAUGAAGGCAAGACUUUGCAGUUCGCUUUUAAGGAAGUAUACUGUAGAGCAAAUUUAGUGACUCAGAAUGGUGCAUGUGUAUUUAUAUAUAUUUUGUAUGAACUUGCCAUUACAUUCUAUAUAACAUGUUAAUGCAGACAAAAGAUACCAAUAGAUAUAUGACUUAUAAACAGUCAGUAUAACGUGCCAUAGAUUUAAAAGAUUCUAACACUUUUUUCAGUUUAUAAUUACACCAGACUAAACCUGCGGACAACCAGCACAGUGAAACCAACUUCUAGCAAGGUUGCAUUUUUAUAGCUUACUUUUUUUAACAGUUCCAAUGUCUUCCUGGAAAUGUUCAGCUGUGGUCACAUCAGUCAAACCAAACUGCAUAUUUUAAAGUACAGUAAAAAUAAUUACAUUCCAAAUACUAAAUUAUAAAGGCGUUAACUUUUUACCAAAAAAAGUAUGUAGAAGAGUUAUUAAAAAAAUUGGAAACAGGUUGCUUUUUACAACCCACCUUCUGCGAAUCAAAAGUCAAGGCUUUGCAUACUGGAUGAAAAUACUGAGCCAGGCAGACUUAAUCCUAUUAGGACAGUCUAGAAUUUUUUUUAUAUAAGGAGCAUCCUUAGGUAAAGUAUAGUGUGGAGACUGGCAAAUGAUAACUUUUAAAGUUCACUUUUAAUAAAGUAUAUUAUCUAUAUUGUAUUAACAUAUAGUAUAUAGCAUACAUGGUGUCUCAGUGGCAUGGUGGUUAGCACUUCUGCUUCACAACUCCAGAUUACUGUGUUUAAGUGUUGGACCAUCAGUAUCUGUGUAGGGUUUGCAUACUGUUAACGUACUACAUGGGUGUUCUUCAAGAAUUCAGGUGCCCUUCCACAUCCCAAGAAUAUGUGUUACCGCUUUCAUUGUCAGCUUUUAUCGAGCCCAGUAUAAAUUAAUAUGGCCUGUAGUGGACAGGUAUCUCCUUGAUGGAAGUUGCCUAGGCGUACUUGAGAAACAGCAGGAAUAUAUAACAGCUUUCCACAACAUUAUUCUGGCGAACAAAACUUCAGAAAAUGGAAAGUAGUAGAUACAAUAUAUACACUCAGUUACGAAGGUGUGGUAUCAAAAAGAGCCACCUCGUGGUCUACACAAACAUACAACAUGCAGUGUCUUUUUGGUUUUAUUAGAGUUGGAUCUCUCUUUCAGCUAGAACACCAAAAGAAAACUUCUGUCUCUCCCAUUUACUUUUACUUGCUUUUAUAAGGUAACCUUUCUUGUUUGGGCCUACUCCCAUGUAUCUAUGCAGUGAAGUUCUCAAGCCCUUGUCCACUGGAGGCAGAGAGAGCCGUGACUAUCUAGCAUCUGUUUGUUAUAUCUAAUAUUAUUGCUGUAUCUCUCCAUCCAUUGUCUGAACUUACUUGCUCUACACUGAAUUCAUUUGUAGGCCUUCUCAUAAUAAUCUAGUAAAUCAUGUAAAGAAUGCAAUCAGUGCAUAUACAUGUUGACAGAAUGCAGUCAGCUACCAUUUGUAAAUUGAUUAUUUUUUUCUAUUUACAAUCCUGUGGAUGGAGCUAGACAUUAAUUAAAGAAAUCUUCAAUAUUAAGAAAUCUGAUUGGGAGUAGUGCAGGACUUAGAUAUUUAUUAAAAAGAAUGUAUUCUAGUUUGUAAGGAUCGGCUAAUUUUUAAAGCAAUUUAAGACCUUUGACAGUCAAAUACUAGAGUUAAAAGCACUUUCCUGUAUUUAUCUAUGGUAAAAGGGACAGUUUUUAUUAGGCACCUGUCCUUUGUUUGAUUUUCAGACUCAGUCAAUUUUAUUUCUGGUAUGGAAGAUAAAGUGUUAUCUUUAUAGUUUGUUUUUACAAUUUAAUACUGUGUUGUGUUGUCACAGUACUUUACAUAUGUAUUCCUGUUGUAUAGCACACCAGAAACUGACUGGGAGGAGAAACAAUGAAUAAGCAAUGUCACCACUUCUAAAAUCUAAUUUUUGGAAUACAUUUCCUUCUUCAGUCAUUUUCAUGGUGAGCUGUAACAUGCAACACUUUUGUAAUACUAUAAUAUUAAAGUCAUAAGCAUUUUCUGUUGUUUGUGAGAGUAGCAGAAUUAUUCCGCACAUUACAGUUCAGGUGGCGAGAGGUCUAUUCUGGCAGUUUCAGGCUAUAGGAAGGAAACAGCCAUGGGCAAAGUGCUAGUCCAUUUCAGGGCAUACCGUUACUACUAAGCAGUCUAGAGUGCCUAGUUUUUUUAAUCUGCACAAGAAAACUGGACUGCCCGGAGAAAAACCCCUGAGUACAUUGGGAGAGCAUGCUAACUCACACAGUAAAUGUGUUGUUAAGCAGCAGUGCUAGCCACAGCACCAUCCUGACAUAGAUCAAACAACAACCACAAAAUACUUCCUUAAGUCAAAGUUAAUUUGAACAGUUCUAGGCUUCACUGUGGAAUAUUUAAGUUAAAAAAAGCUAAAAAAAAUCAUGCUUUCCCUAUGGUGAAAGCAGUUUAUUUGCCUGUAUCAUUAUUAUUAUUUUUAGGAAUUCUAACAACAGGCAUUCAUUUUGGAAAUAUUCAAUUCUCAAUGUCCAUUCAAUUCCACGUUUGCUGUCAGUCCAAAACCCGGCAAAUGUUUUUACACAAUACAGUUGUCAAGGGAUGCAGGUAACCAUAAGCCUUCACUGUUCAUGUUAUUUUAAAGAAGAAUGCUAACAUGAUCACAGCAGAAGGAUCAGAUCAUUUGUGCACCCUGAUUUUUUUUUCCCCUGUGGUCAGAUGUGUAUAUUAGCAAUACUGGAUGGCAAUCUCCAUCUUCUCUUUCCACACAUGCUCCCUGCCUUUCUUCUUCUGUCUCAGAGUGUUUUAUUAGUGCCAUGAAGCUCUUCCUACAUAGAAAGAUUAAUUUAUAGUUUGAAGUUUCUUAAUUGUUUCUUUUACAUAGUGUAGAUUUUAUAUAGCUGUGUGAUUUGUUUUGUACAAUUAUAGAAGAAAAGAUUUUCUUUACAGUAUUUUCUUAUAAAAUCCAACAAAAUGUGUACAUUCCACUUAUCUGAUACAUUUAUUUUUGUUUCAAUGUAAAAAAGAAAUAGCACCAUUUGUGCACGUUUGUUUUGAAAAGUUAAACUAGAUAUAUAUAUAUAUAUAUAAUUUAUUGUGCUUUUUUUCCACUUUUUUAAUUAUAUGUUGUAGAAUAAAAAGCUUAACAUUUUGUAUUCCAGUGCUUUGAUAGUUUUCAGGUCUGCUUAAUAUUUCUACAGAAUGAUUUUUCAUGCCACAUUCCAUCUAUAAUGAAUUGCAUAGCCCAAUAAUGGCAGCAUCUUUUCAUUUUUUCUUUCUUUCUUUCUUUUUUUUUUUUUUUUGUCAUUUCUCCUACCACUCUGUGCCUGAAAAUGUGCGCUGUUGGAAGUUUCCAAUAAACACUAAACAUAA
Molecule: messenger RNA, 9448 nt
Organism: Erpetoichthys calabaricus (reedfish)
Lineage: Eukaryota; Metazoa; Chordata; Cladistia; Polypteriformes; Polypteridae
Gene: fgfr3
Product: fibroblast growth factor receptor 3
Exons: 18
Coding region: 684-3173 (829 amino acids)
Biological process (GO): multicellular organism development; positive regulation of MAPK cascade; positive regulation of cell population proliferation
Cellular component (GO): membrane; signaling receptor complex
Molecular function (GO): ATP binding; fibroblast growth factor binding; fibroblast growth factor receptor activity
Source: RefSeq, a predicted model, not a curated record